Molecule: messenger RNA, 5480 nt
Organism: Dentiscutata heterogama
Lineage: Eukaryota; Fungi; Glomeromycota; Glomeromycetes; Diversisporales; Gigasporaceae
Source: the annotation of a GenBank genome assembly
GCCAAAUCUUGAGAGCAAAGAUCUAAUUGAAACAACAAGAUUGUUAUUGGGAAAGGGCACAGAAUCGCAAUUUAAGGCUUUGGCCGAUUCUUACCUCGAAUACAAAAUUGUUCAACCUAUUAAUAAUUUUCAUGGACUUCGGGACUAUUAUUUUUUAGUCAAAAGCCUUAGCGGUGGAGAGUCUGCACAAAUGGCUCUAGCAAGAAAUUUUGGAGGAACUAAUCGAAUUGAUGAACUUUAUAGGGUUCACUUUGAUAAAGUUAUGACAGAAUUUCAUGUUUCUAUUGACAAUUUCAAAAGUUAUUCUGUCGAAGAUCUCAUUAAAGCCAACAUAAAUGAUAAAAAUGCACGUCAUUUAAUGAUCAUUGGAAAAAGUAAUUCAAUCGUAAACGUUUUGGCAUAUAAAUUAAAACAAUGGAAUAAAGAAUUGGCAGAUGCUAAUUUGGACUUGGAACCUGUUGUUAUUUAUGGUAGUCAAUUUCCUAACGAUUUCGAUGGUGAUUAUCAAUAUAGUGUAUUGAGCCGUAUUAUGAUGUGUGUAGAGGAGGGAAGACCAUUAAUUUUGACAGAUCUUGAUACUAUCUACGGGAGUCUUUAUGAUUUAUGGAACCAAAAUUACAUAACCGUAGGAAAAGAAGGAAAUCAAACAUUUUAUACGCGCGUUGCGUUAGGAGCUUAUUCAAAUCCUAUGGUUUGCGUUCAUAAGAAUUUUCGAUGUAUAUUAGUUCUUGAUGAAAAAAAAGUAGAUUACUCGGAUCCACCAUUGUUAAAUCGAUUUGAAAAACAGAGAAUGACUAUUAGUGACAUAAUAGAUGAUGGCAUGGAAAGCUUAUUAAAUAGACUUAUAGAAUGGUCAAAGCAGAUAUCAACACUCGUAAAUGUAGAAGACGAAAUUGCAUCAAAAUUUAAUGAGAAUGAUAUUUUUAUUGGAUUUGAUAAAGAAGAAACAUUGCAAAGUUUAUUAAUUUAUAGUUGCAAUAAUUCGGAAUUAGGAGAUGAGGUGGCCAUUUUGGACAAGUGCAAAGAAUUGUUGAUAGGUAUAGCUUUACCAGAUGGAAUUGUACGUUCAAAAAAGUCAAUGUUAAAGAAUGAAGAAAUAGAUCAUUGGCAUAAUUUCUACUUUCAACAAGAUCAUGAAGAUUUCUCUGGUUAUAUUAGAUCAUUAUUGAGAGAUGUUAAAAGAUCACAAGGCUUUAGCUCGAUUAUUUACACAUUCUCAAAUGUUAACACCGAUGUUGAAUCUUGCUUAAAAAAUAUUCUAAAAUGUCAAGUUGAUAAGCUCUCAACAUUUAAGAGUGAGGCUCAGUUUCAAUCCCGUGUCAAACAUUUCUGGUUGGAAUCUAAAGAUGAUAUUUUAAUUUUACAAUGUGAUUUGGAUGCGGCAAAUUCAGAGUGUGUUAAACUUGCAAAAUUCAUUAUAGAACAAUAUAAAAAUGAAUUUAUGGCAAGCAAAUACUCUACCACACAGGUUAAACAUGUUUGUAUAAUUCUUCAUUUGAGGAAAGAAAAUGUCACUUCUACAACAUCAUCAUUUAAUUUCAUGUGUGGAUGGGAUCUAUUUACUAUUGAAACAUUAAUCCCUCAAGAAUAUCCUCUUCAAGCCUACCUAGAUAAAGAUUUAAUAAAUGUUCUAAAAACUGCUUAUACAUUUGAGAAAGUCGUUGAUCGAGAGUUAUUAUGGUGUUUACUUUGCAUAGAGUUUCCACCAUCUCAUGAGUCAACUGAUUAUAUUAAAUCACUCGUUCAAAAAAUUCCGCAUCAUAUGGAAUUUAUGAAUUGGUUGAAGACUAGAACAUUUGAAUAUCUGCACAAUAACCGCUUCAAAGAUUGGCAAUUAGAAGUUGCAGUAAACAAAAAAGAUUUAUAUUUAUAUUCUUCAUUCUCAACUGCUUUACAAGUAUAUAUUCGUCACCAAGUUAGAAAGCCUAUAGCACAACUCCUUUAUGCAUUAGAAAAGUUAUCAGGACUUUUAAUCCUUGACAGUGAUAAUUUAUUUAAUGAGGAAAACAAAAAUGAUGAUGAGGAUAAUAGUGAGAAUAAUAAUACUGCGUUCGCUUUCUGGGAGCCGAUAAUUAUGAAUAACAAGAUAGUUAACAUUGAAAAUAUAAGGAUGCCUUAUAUAAUAACAAACAAUAUUCGUAAUUUGAAACUUCCAUUUUCACGAUACUUUAUGGAACAGAUUGAUAAAUUAAGAAGUAUAUAUGAAGAUAAUUUAAUGAUGUUAGAAAGAGUUCCAGGCAAUAUCGAUGAAGAAACCGGUAACCUCAUGUCACAUAUCAUUGAUGAUUGCAUUGAAAGGUUUUCUGAACAUGUUAAGUCCAUAGUUCCUGUUUUAAAUUUACCACGAUCUAAAUUUCCAAGCAUAUAUUUUGAUGAUUUUGCGACUAUUGUUUCACAUGAAAAAACUGAUAAUAGCCAAUUAUUGCGCCGGAUUAUAUCUUAUAAUAUGAGACAAGAAGUACCGGAUCCUAUAAGACUUCAUAUAUUUUGGUGGGAUAAUGAAGAUUUAAUCUUAAAUGAAUUGCAAUUAGCCUUAUUAUUCCCAAAUAUUAUAGAAGAAAUACUUAAUAAAAAUUUUGAUGAAUUUGCCGAAAGUGAAGAACUGAACUUUGAUAAUUAUUUAUUUAAACGACAAUCAGAUAUCAUGAUUAAUCAAUUUUGUGACAUUAUUGACAGUAUUUGGAAGAAAGACGAUAAUAGCAAUAAAGAUGAUGAUUAUUUGGAUAGUAAAUUAAGCACUAAAGAUGACAAUAAUUUGGAUAGUAAAUUGGACAAAAACAACAAGGAACAAAAUAAAGAUAAACAACAUUCUAAUGCUUGUAAUGAGAACAACUCAGAUGAUAUACAAAUCAAACUUCAACUUUGGCAACGCCGUGUUGCAAAUAUUUUGUCAAUUGCUUGUAAUUUAUCAAAUUCAUUUGAUAAUCCAUCAUUAAAUGUACUUCGAGUAUAUAACGACUUGUCUAAAUCAAUUCCCUUAACACAAAUGCUUCAAAUUAGGCAACAUGGAACUGAUCUGUUUUCAGAACAAUCUAUUAACAUUAUUUUUAGACUGUUUGACCAAGUAGAGAUGACAGAAGUUAGUUUGUUUUCAAAAAGAUCAUUUAUUUAUAGAUGCUUAAACAUAAUUCCGCUUGAAUCACCUACCCGUUCUCAUCUUUAUGAAAAAAUAUUUUCUCAAGAACCUUUACCAUUUACCUUCCAUAACAUUUACUUAAUUUUUGAAUCAGAAAAUAGAGCACAAGAAGAGCCAUUGUUCUUUAAUCUUAUUAAUAAUCCAGAAAUACUAAAAAAUACCAAGCGACUGCAAGUUAUCGAAAACAUCUUAUCUAAUCAAAUGAACUCAGAAAUGGCAGCAUUAUGUUGUGAUGUUAUUCAAACUCAGCUCACAGAAUAUCAAUUUGAUAAACUAUGUAAUUACUUUCUAAAAGCAAUAGAUAUUUUAAUUAGCAACUCAAAAGCAUUACAGAAAAUUUCUGCAAUUUCCCUUUUGAAAGUAUUUGCGAAUGAAUUUUGGAAUCACACAGAAUUUGUUGUAACCGAUCCCAUCAAACUAAAUGAUAGUAUUAAUAUUAAUGAUCUAAACAAACGUUUGUCAAUAGUUCAUCCUUUGAUUCACUCAUUCACAAUAUAUUUGAUCAAGUCUUUAUAUUUGAAAGGAUUAACAACCUACGAAAUUAAACAGUUCUGUGAAGCGAAACAACAAAUUUUACCAUGGGUCAAAGUCCUAAAAACAGAUUGUGAUAAUCGCCUUGGAUUUAAUCCUUAUUGGUACUUAGAACAAUUUAAACAUGUUGACCUUUUAUUUAAUACAAUUUCUUAUAGUGAUGAAAUAUCAGUUAGCAAUUUAUUUAAUACAUUUAUUGGAAAUAACGAGAUAACUCAGAAAAUUCUAUUAGCAGGAAUGAUAAUAACAAAAUUUUAUCUUAUUAGAGCAUCACGUGAACUGAAUGCGAAUGAAAAUCUUUUAAUACAAAAGAUUUCUAAGUAUCUACAUUCAUCACAACUUCCGGAAGAUUAUAAAGCGUAUCUUUUAAACUUUAUGACAAAUAAUCAUCAAUUAUAUAAGCUAACUCCAAAUACUGAAAAUAUUGAAGUAUUUAUUUCAUCCGUUGUGGCUCACGUUGUAGCAUUGAAUAUUUCAAUUCCUGUUAAUUCAUCUCCUUUAGCUGCAUAUAUGCAAGCAUUAUAUGAUUAUAGAGAUACUUAUAUGUUGACAUGUCCAUCAGAUGAGUUGGCCUCAAUAACAAAUGUCAUAAUAGCAAAGGAUUCAGGAACAAGAAGAUAUCAGUGCAAAUGUGGAAAUGUUUAUUUUAUUGGUGAUUGUGGACGUCCAAAUCAAAUUUCUGAAUGUAAUCAAUGCAAAAACAAGAUUGGUGGUUUAAACCAUAAUCUUAAUGAAGGAAGUAGUAGUAUAGAUAGUAAUAAGAUAAACCAAUCUGUUGUAGUAAAUGAUAAACAAGGCUAUAUAGUUGAAGAUGGUGUAUUUGAUACUUAUCAUACUGUUAGAAAUUUGCACCCGGCUUCUUACAGGAUCCUCCAUCUGUUCUUGCAUAUAAUUAUUGGAGUUCAAGCACAUUUACCAACUAUUGUUACUUUUAUUAAUAAUCAAGAUAUUGAUAUAGCUCAAUACUGUAAAAAGCACAUUGAAAAUGAUUGGAAAGCAUUAAAAAAUAUUUUUAACUGCGAGGAUGAAACUUUGUCAUUAGUUAUUCAUGCAAUACUUUCGGAUAUGCUACAAGAAUCUCAACAAAACGUAGAAAUAUUUACAUUGCCAGCUCAAAGAGAAGUUUGGGAAACCCAUUUUAAUCAAAGAUACGUUUUACCAAGAAUAAAAAAUUUUAUAGGAACUGCUAAUAAUUUUCGAAUAGAAUUAGAUAAGAAUGCAGAAAAUUCACUUGAAAUCAAUGAGACUGCGAAGGUUACUGAUCAAUACAAUGAGAAUUAUUUACCUCUGCUCUGGCGAUUAAUCAGAAAACCAGAUUUAGACAAUUUCAGAUCUUAUUACAUGUCUAAUACUGAAAAUAAAGAAUUAUUCCCAUUAUUAAGCAUAUUUUUGAAACAUGAAAAAUAUUUGAAUCUUAUUCAACACCUUUUACCAAUUGUAAAAUUUACACAAAUACUAUCUUCAAGUCUCUCCCAUAAAAUUGAAAGGCAAAAGGCACAUAAAUUAACUUUCUGGCAAUUUAUUGAAGAUGAAAGCAAAAAUGAUGCCACCGGAAAACUCAAAGAGUUUUUGAAUACUGAAUUUAAUAGCUUUGCAAAUUCAUGGAAUUGUUUGAUUCCACAUAUCAAACGAUAUCAAUGUAAAGAUUUGCCACAAGAAAUGCCAAAGUUGAAUAAUAAAGUCUCAAUAGUUUAUGGAUUAUAUAUGUGUGAGCCAACUGAUGAGUCUAUAUAUCUAAGUGCAGCAAUAGAAUAUCUGGUUCAAUUACAAAAUGAUUUUCUAAACGAUAUUAUGGAAAUUUCUCCUAGAGCAU